UCCUUCCGACUUUUGUAAAUAAAACAUUGACGAAUCUUUAUGUACGUGGGUAAGUUUAUUUUAUCGUUUUAAACACCUGUUAUUCCAAAGAACUAAUUUCAAAGCUGUGAACGUGGUAAUCUGAUAAAAAUGAAGGUUUUGAAUCUGAUAAAAAAUCUUCUAGAAGAUGUUUAAUAUAGCUAAGUUUUUCGCGCAAAUUAGGUAUGGGAUAAUGUAGCUAGCAUGAAACAUUAGUCAAAGAUACAUUUCUUCUCGAUAUAAAGCAGUAUUUACAAUAAAAAUAUGAACUAACAAAGGGUUUCACACUCGUUAUUUUAUGUUAAUUCUUCGUUGUUCUGAUAAAAUGUUUUCUUAUAAAAAGAGUGUAUAGUACGAUAAUUUUCUCUGCUUCACCUUUUUGAUAAAUGAUAAAACCAUGUUAAAGAACAUAAUAUGAAUAUAAACAAAGGUCUGGGGUAGCCAAGCUAGAUUCAGCCUUAGCAUAUUGAAAAAAUCUAUGUCUAAAUCGAACAUAAAACGUGCUGUAUAUAUGGUUAAGUAAAGCCAAGGAGGUUUAAAAAGAAGGAGAGAGAACUCGCGGCGUCCCUUUAAAUUUUCUAUUCAAUUUUUUAUUGUUUCGGCGCCCCUUUGAACUGAUCCGUGUCUCUGAUUUGGCUCAAUAUUUACCUACCGACUCUGAAACGAGUGUUUUAACGAGAAAAGAUAAAUCUUAAAAAUCACACUUACAGCAAUGCGGAAGAGCAGGAAAACAUGUAGUUUAGUUAAACUACAAGAUUCAAUGAGGGUGAAGUUUGUUUUUCCACUUCCAUAAGGACGCGGAAGGAGUAAAGUGCCUUCAAAGUGCGAAAAGCUGCCUUGGGAGAUCGUAAAGUUUUACAACUUAUAAACUAUUUCGUAUGUCCCCUCCUGGGAAAAUGUUAGUUAAAGGGUUGAUUAACGUUUUUGUGCAGGUCUCGUCAGGAGGGGUUAUUUAUAAAAUUGUUUUUUUUACUCUCGAAGUAGACGAAUUCUCGGUAGGGUGUCGCAGCACGUCGCAGCACUCGGUGAUGUUUUCCAUUGUCAUGGAACAAAAGAAAAUAAUUAUUAGUUCUAAUUAUGUAUAUUUAGGUAAAAGUUUUAAGCAACUUUUUUUCUUUUUUCCCCAGUGGGAGUAGAUUUUCUGUUUAUGUAUAUUCUUUCUUUCUCUCACACCAGCUGUAUGUUUUGAAUAUAUAUUGAAUUGAGUUUAUAAUUGUUUUUUUAUUAGGUGUUACAUAACCAGCUGGCAAGUGGUUCACAUUUUUUUUUAAUUCCCUUGACACCUUUGUGGGUUUUUUAUGAAGUUUUUUUGAAAAAUAAAGUAUUCAUAUUUGAAUUUUGCUGUGUCAACAUGUCUGCUUCACAUUCAGAGUAUAUUCAAAAGCUAUGUAGAUUGUGUGGGAAGAAAAUUGUGAAAAGUAAACAUUACGUUAAUUUUAAAUCUUGUGAUAUUUACAGUGAAGUGUUUCAAUCUAUAUAUGGAAUAAAUUGUGAACAAGAAGAUCCUUGUGUAUUUCCUAAAUUUACUUGUAAUGGAUGUAGAAGAAAAUUAGAUGAGAUGAAAACGUCAAAAAAAAUAAUUGGUACUGCUGCAUCAUUUUACCCUCAUGUGGAUGAAAAUUGUGUGUGCAUGAAUUAUGCUGUAAACAGAAAAGACAGCUUAAAAAUACUGGAAUUAGAUGUGAGUAUGAAGAAAGUUGGUUUUAGUAUAUGUGAUAAAUCGGAUAACUAUAAACGUGUCUAUACCCUUUGUCAAAAUGAAAAAGAAUUAAACCAUUUGCUUACAAUACGUAUAGACAACAGCAAUGGUUGGGAUUUCUCCAUAUAUGGGAAACCUAUGGAGAAAGAAACAAUACAACUAACAAAAACUCUGCCAUGUGUUUUGAAAAAUGAUGAUAUUUCAACUUUCUCGUCAUUCUGGAAGUCAGUCAGUGUUUGCACGGGGUUACAAGGUUAUGAAGAUGUAAUCAAGUCGAGAUGUAAUUUCGAACAGCCAUUCAUGAAUCAGAGUGGAACAUUUCCAGUAGCUUUUGUUGAAGACGAUAAAAUGGUCAGAUUUGAUGAAGACAAUUUUAAAACAAUACGCCAUACCAACUGUCAUUUUUUAGCUGAAAAACCUUCAUCUGUAUGUAGUAUGUGCAAUUCUUUUAAACCAACAGUUAAAAAAGUUAGAAGUAGACGGAAAAGUGAUGAUUCUGUGCUUGAUUCCUCACAUACAAACAUUCGAUAUCUUUCCAGAGAAGAACUAGAGGAAAGAUAUCGCAAUACUCAGGGAGAAAAACAGAGAGCAAUAAAGAAAGUUGCCCAAUUAUCAUCUUGGGUAAGAAAAAUUACUGAGAAAGAAUGCAUCCAUGUUGAUGAUGAGCAACACGAAUUUAUAAAAAAUAUUGUUUGCAAUGAGGAAACAUGUCCUGAAAUACCCGAAGGCAGUCCCCAGUGGUUGUUAUGGGAGCAACAAAAAGAAAUGGCUUCCAAAAGUUCACCUAAUGGCAUGAGAUGGCACCCACUAAUUAUUAGGUGGUGCCUCAGUUUAUACCACCAUUCACCAGCAGCAUAUAAACAUUUGCGAAAUCCGAAUUUGAAUUUUUUAAAACUCCCACAUAUUGACACACUUAAAAAAUACAUAAACUUCACUGAUCCAAUGUGUGGAUUCAAUCCAGAUGUCAUUGAAAGAUUAAUAGUGGAUAGUAAAAUUGCAACUCUGGAUGAUCACCAAAAAAACGUUUCGCUUAUUUAUGAUGAGAUGAAAAUAAAAGCUGACUUGGUGUUCAGACAGUCAACUGGACAAUUGGUUGGUUUCACUGAUAUGGGGGAUAUUAACGAUGAGUUAGUUGAAUUUCAAAAACGUGCUGAGGGAUCAUCAGAGAAUGAUCGUCACUUUGCUUCCUAUGUGAUAGUGUUUAUGGUUCGAGGAAUUGUUUCAUCUCUGGUGUAUCCUUUUGGAUAUUUCGCAUCAUUGGGAUUUACCUCUGAUCAGCUCUAUCCAUGUGUAUGGGAGGCGACAUAUGUAUUGGAGGCAAUUGGUUUUUAUGUUCGAGCAUUUAUUUCAGAUGGUGCUUCUCCCAAUAGGAAGUUUUACAAAAUUAUGGUGACACCUGAUAUUGGUAACACAUAUUGGACCAACAACUUAUUAUCAUUGGACAGAAAGAUCUUUUUUAUAUCCGAUGUCCCUCAUCUCAUUAAAACAACGAGAAACUGUUUCGAGAACUCUCAUGGAAACAAUAAUACACGCAAUCUUUUUCUCGAUCACAUGGAUAUCAGCUGGAACCAUCUUGUCAAUGUUUAUGAAUGGGAUCUGAAUUUACAUGGAGCAGCACCUGGAUUAAGGAAACUUUAUAAACUAAAAGAGGAUCACAUAAAGUUAACUCCAAGGUUGAGGAUGCAAGUUAAGUUGGCUACCCAAGUUUUGAGUAAAACAACUGCUGAUGCACUUGAGGUUCAGGGGCUGCAUUAUACGAAAAGUACAAUAAAGUUUGUGCGUAUGUUUGACCAAGUUUUUGAUUGCUUGAAUGUAUCUUCAAUUAAUCAAGAUCGUGGCGGAAAAAUAGCUCUUGCAGCAUAUAGAGAUGUUAACGAUUGGCGUUUUGAGUUUUUAGAAAAAGAAUUCCUCGAACAUUACCUGGGAAGGUGGGAAGAACAAGCCAAUGACACACCUAAUUUAUCCCAAGAUGAAAAAAAUAAAUUGUUAUUGAGCAAACAGACGAUAAAUGGUUGGAAAAUAACAGUGAAAUCAUUCGUGGAACUGACCAAAUUACUUCUCCAGAGUCCAAAUGUCAAGAUGAUUUUGAGCGAGAAAUUCUCACAAGAUCCAUUGGAGGAACAUUUCGCUCGUCAAAGACGAAGUGGUGGUACAUGUGACAACCCAACACUUUAUCAAUUUGGCCAACACGAACUUUCUUUGCUUGUUAUGAAAUCUGAGUUGAUCAGAGAUCUACGUGGAAACACUCGACGUGGUAAUCAAAAUCAGAUUCACCUAGACGUAAAUGAUAUGAGGAAACUUCCACAGAAAAGAAAGAGAUAGUUAUUUAUAUAUUGAUACUUUUGGAAACAUGAUUGUUUGACUAUUUUAUUUAUAUUUUUUCUGAGUAUGUCAGACAUUUUUUCCAUUACGCUUUUUCAACAUAGAAGUUGUUUUGUUAUUAGUGCCUUGUCUUUUGAGUCACAUCUUUUGCAAAUAUUUUUAGUGGAGUACGAUUUUGACUUUGAUUUGAAACAUUUUUUUGAAAACAUCAAAUCUUAGAAAAUAAUUGAGAUUAAAAAAAUUUAGGAUUGCUACUUUAUUAUUGCUAUGUAAUUUUUAUUUAUGUCAUCGGGAAAUUACAACUAUUACGGAAUUUCUUUUAUCUUCAUUUCGAAUGGAUCCGCCAUACGUGAAUAAAUAUUACAGUUUUGUUUUGCUUUUUUACAUACUCACUUCGCGAUAUGUAGAACAACCCUGGGGACAAGUUUCAUUAUAUUCCCAACAAGAAUUCAUGCGAAGGAGUGUCGAAAUUAAUAUUCGCUAUUCGGGACUAUGUUGAUUUAAAAAAAGAACGUGACAAAGGCCUCUUGGUGUAAGGGUGUAUACAAACCACAAUAAAACAUACCCGAUACCCGUGUGAGAUGUAAAACUUGUUUGCAAAGAGAGUUCGAUACCCGUGUGAGAUAUAAAACUUGUUUGCAAAAAAUUUAAUCAAAUGGAAUAAUCAAAAAGUGAGUUGAUUUCAUCAGGCCACAGUCAGGCAUAGAGCAUCCGAUGCGGCAAUCCUAGGUCCGAGGUUGCGGUCAGCUUUAAGUAGCGAUUCUCGCGUAAGAAUAUUUGCGUCGGUAAUUAUGCACGCGCAACUUAUUUUUCAGGGUCCCUCCAGCUGAUAAAAAGCAUGUUGUUUCAUACCAUCUUGAUUAGCCUAUCCAUCGACCAUUUCUCCGCGUUUUUAUGAUCUAUUAAAUUUCUAGCAAAGCGCGCAGAGUUUUGAUCUCGCAGCAUUAUUCAGUUUAACGCUUGCCAAUGUGCAUAACUGAACAAAGAAGUAGCACAAAAAAAAGAAAUGAGAGUGAAGUUCACAAAUCUUGGCAAAAAUUUAGAUUUAAAAUAAACAGCUUCAGCGAGAUUGAAUCCUUACUCAAUCCGAAAAAAACCCUUAAAAUAGUACAAACAUAAUAAGGGUAUGAUUAUUUUACUAAGAAACACAGUUAUAUACAUGGAAAAGAUAUAUAGAAAUUAAAACAAGUUAUAGGUAAAAAUGUUAUGACAAUUAGUUAAGUUUUUUUCUCAUUGCUGGUUCACCUUUUUUAGAUAAGACUACAGUCAACUUCUCUUUUUUCUCCGAUGCUAGAGAAGCAAGUUUGCGUCGAACUACUUGUAUAUAUGCAGUGACAUAUGCUUUUGCUCUGAUGUCACACCAUUUUUUAAUGAUCUGAGCUUUGAGAAUUUUCGAUAACUUCUCAUUUCCAAGAUACCGUGAAAGUAUGACCCAGGCUUGAUCAAUUAAAGAGUCCUUCAUAAGUUCAUUUUCGAAAAGUUCCCGUAUAUCUUCUCCUUUAUAUUUUUUCAACAUGUUCAAAUUUAAAACUUUUCUAAUAACGUUUUCAAUUCUUCUGCAAAAAAUAAACAUGUCAUCAUUGACUUUUAUCAGGUAUCCUCUGCUGACUUGGUCCACCCAAGAUCUUGUAUAAUCCAGAAAACUAUAUACCUGCAGUUUAUCAUCACCUGAAACUUUCAAUGAGUUCAGAAACUGCAAUGCAGCCACAGCAACAACUUUGUUUUUCGAAUCUGCUAAUCUUUGGUAUUUUUUACGUAGCGAGAAAAUUAUGUAUCCUGAAACAUAAUACAGAACAGUUUGUUCCUCAGUUGUGAGUUUCAAGUCAAGACUUUUUUCGACAUGUCGAUUUUUGUUUUCAUGAGCUACUAGUAUUUUUAUUAACUCCAUAACAAAUUUCUGCAACAACAUAGAGAAUUCUUGACUGUCAAUGCGACACACUACAUUUUCAGAAAUAAUGUCCAAAACAUCACUCCCAGCAUUCAAAAUUGAGUUGGCUAAUUCUUUGACACGAUUUCCAGGUGUUUUGAAUCCUUUCACAACAAUGUUAUUGAUUGGGUCUUUUGAAAUUUUAACCAUAGCAUCACGAACAAAAUUCAUUUUUUCUUGCUGCAGCUCAUGAUCGGUGAUGGAUAAAGAUUCUAAAAGGGUGCAAAAAAAAAGGUUUAUACCACCAGUUCACAAUAUUUUGCUCUAUAUAUAGCAAAAAAAAAUUCCUUAUGUUCUCAGAGUUCAUGAAUGAAUACUUACGAUUCGAUUUUGAUUUAACUUGUUUUGUGGAAAUUGUUGUAGUUGAUUUAUUUUUUGAGUCAUCAAGAGUUUUUCUUGCCACUGUUGUUGUUUCUGGAUCUAUUAUUGGAAUACAGAGUUGACAUCAGAACACAGUUGUGAUAACAAAACAAGACAACAACAACAAAAAGCAUAUCAAAUGAUGAUAAUACAAUAGCUUUUCUAUGAAAUCUACAUGCAGAGUCAAAAAACAAAACAUUAUAGCUAGCUAGCUAAUGGUGUUUUAAAGAAAACAUGACUUUAUUAAACUGAAGCAUUACCUGUUGGCUUUUUACAUAUCAGAGUAUGUUUCUUGUAGUAAGCUUCUUUAAAAUACUGUUUUUUGCACUUGCUGCACACAAACUUCACAUUUUUGGUACUGUUGUUAUCAACCACCAUGUCCACAUCUUCUUCAUCAACGAAUACUAUUUGAGGAAUACCCAAAUAUCCAGCAUCUACUUCAUUUUCUUCUUCCAACAGAUCUUCCACAAACGAUACUUCCACCUCACAACUUUCGUAAACAGUAAAAUCUGACAACAUUUCUUCCGUCACAAAAAAGUCAUCAUCCAAUUCUAUUAUAUUUUUAACGUCUUCGCCUGCCAUUUCGCUUCUUGCUUGUUUAUGAUAUGUAAAAACGACAAAUUUAUCAACUAACAAGCAUUUACCGCUGAGAGAAAAAUAGCCGCGGGCUCAUAAUUUAUGCAAAUAGUAACAAAAGACAACGGCUAAUUUAUUAAUUUAAGCGCGAGAUUUCAAAUUUUGAUUGACAGAAUUCGAUGUAAGAACAAUAGAGAAAAGUAAACAUGAGACACGGAUGAUUUCAAUAGAAAUAAAAGAGUUCUCUCUCCUUCUUUUUAAACCUCCUUGGUAAAGCUAGCCGUACCUAACAGCCGCACCUUAGCCGUACCUUAGCCGUACUUAAGAAAAUUCGUAAUUAGCAGCUCUGUGUAAGACCACUUGCUUCUAAGCUUAAAAUUAGUAGUUAAUGUAUAUCAAAGUUAAAUUGUCUAACUUUUAUUUCGUCUUUUAGGUGAAUAUCUAUGCCGAUAAAAAUGAUGCAAAAUGGAGCACUCCAUCGUCGAGCCCCAGUAACCCCCAGGGAGUCCUCAAUGAUGAAAUACCGAUAAUAAUAUAUCUUACAUGUAUUAUAAUUUUUAUAAAAUGAUUUUAAUACAAAUACAAAAGAGAUUUUUAAAAUUGAAUGUAUGAAAAACAUUAGUAAAGUAAGAUUGAACAUUAUUACGCUGCGGACAAUAUUAGAGCUAGCGCUAAAAGUGACUACAGCUGGCUAAAUUUAAAUACGGUUGCCAAAAUAAGGUACGGCUAGAUAAUAUUAAGGUACGGCUGGGUCUUAUCAUAUAAGAAACAACUUCAAAUGCUACAAAUGUUUAAUAAAAACGAAAUUAUGUUAGGUACGGCUAGCCAAAAUAAGGUACGGCUGGACCAUAUUAAGGUACGGCUGGGUCCUAUCAUAUAAGAAACAACUUCAAAAGCUAAAAACGUUCAAUAAAAACAAAAUUAAGUUAGGUACGGCUAACCAAAAUAAGGUACGGCCGGACAAUAUUAAGGUACGGCUGGGACCUAUCAUAUAAGAAACAACUUCAAAUGCUAAAAACGUUCAAUAAAAACGAAAUUAAGUUAGGUACGGCUAGCUAAAAUAAGGUACGGCUUGACCAUAUUAAGGUAAGGCUGGAUUUUAUUAUAUAAGAAACAACUUCAAAUGCUAAAAAAAAAUUAAUAUAAACGAAAAACAAUAAAUACGUAGAAGAAGUAGAGUUUACUGGAAAGUAAAGUGCGGGCUAGGUUAAGAAAAAAAUUGUAUGCAAUAUGCUCUACUAGGUUGGCUCCACAUUGUUUUCUGCACAGGAAAAUAAAAAUAUUUAUUAUUUAUGGUUAUUUAUAAAAUUGUUUUUUUUACUCUCGAAGUAGACGAAUUCUCGGUAGGGUGUCGCAGCACGUCGCAGCACUCGGUGAUGUUUUCCAUUGUCAUGGAACAAAAGAAAAUAAUUAUUAGUUCUAAUUAUGUAUAUUUAGGUAAAAGUUUUAAGCAACUUUUUUUCUUUUUUCCCCAGUGGGAG
Hydractinia symbiolongicarpus is the source of this 8383-nucleotide messenger RNA. RefSeq lists its product as uncharacterized. NCBI's taxonomy places the organism in Eukaryota, Metazoa, Cnidaria, Hydrozoa, Anthoathecata, Hydractiniidae. The record is from RefSeq and is a predicted model, not a curated record. Gene Ontology annotation, molecular function: zinc ion binding. The coding region runs from base 1370 to 4039 and encodes 889 amino acids. The transcript is spliced from 5 exons. Gene Ontology annotation, cellular component: nucleus.